Molecule: messenger RNA, 3078 nt
Organism: Sapajus apella (tufted capuchin)
Lineage: Eukaryota; Metazoa; Chordata; Mammalia; Primates; Cebidae
Product: coiled-coil domain-containing protein 144B-like
Exons: 16
Coding region: 37-3000 (987 amino acids)
Molecular function (GO): protein binding
Source: RefSeq, a predicted model, not a curated record
GGGGCUGAGGGGUCUCCGGAGGCGGCAGUCCCCGCCAUGAGGAAGACAUUUAGAGGCGGGAUCCCCGAGGACCCUUGGUCCUCGGGCUCCCUCACCAGCUGCGAGAGCGACAGCUUGGGCGGCGGAAGCCCCUUCGCCCCGCCUCGGUACCGCGUCCACCUGGAAGAUCUCGACGAGCUCCACAGAGCUGCCUGGCGGGGCGACGUCCCCGGGGUGGAGCGCGUCCUGGUGCCCGGAGGCCCUGGCGUGGACAAGAGGGACAAGAAGAACAGGACGGCUCUGCAUUUGGCAUGUGUCAGUGGACAUCCAGCAGUGGUAGCUCUCCUGGUGGACAGAAAAUGUCAACUUAAUUGCUUUGACAGCUAUAAGAGGACAGCUCUGAUAAAGGCUGUACAAUGCCGACAAGAGGAAUGUGCAACUAUUUUGCUGAAACAGGGUGCUGAUCCAGACCUUCCAGAUAUCUACGGCAACACCGCUCUACACUAUGCUGUGCAUAAUGAGGAUCAAUCACUGGCAGAAAAACUGCUUUUAUAUAGUACAAAUAUGGAGGCAGAAAAUGAGAAUGGCCUCACACCACUUCUAUUUGCCAUAAGCGGAAAAAGACAGCAAAUGGUAGAAUUUUUCCUGGAGAGAGCAGCAAAUUUACUUGCAGUUAAUAAGUGUCAAAGAACAGCCCUCAUUCUCGCCGUACAGUGUGGAUCAGCAAACAUAGUUAGCCGCCUUCUGCAGCAAAAUAUUGACAUCUCUUCUCAAGAUAUGUUUGGGAGGACUGCGGAAGAUUAUGCAAUUUUUAAUCAGUUUACUGGCAUUCAGCAACUAAUUUCUGAAUAUAAGGAAAAACAGACACCCAAAAGUCUUCCUCAAAAUAACAAUCCAGAACAAGAAAAGAUGAACAUUGGAGUUGUACUUCUGUCAGGGAAUAAUACUGUCCAUGACAUGUGCCAGUCACAGCUGCCAGAAAACAAAGAGAGCAAAGAAGAUUGGCAUCCUACUAAUAUGACCGAUAGUGAUAAGACUUGUGAGAGAUCCAAGAAUCUGAAAGUUGAUAAAUGUCUACCUGUAUCACCAUCAAUGUCUAAAAAACAGUCAGACACCAAAGAAUUGGGACAGACGAACUUAAUAGAACAAGAAAAGAUGAACAUUGGAGCUGUAUUUCUCUCAGGGAAUAAUACUUUCCAUGACGUGUGCCAAUCACAGCUGCCAGAAAACAAAGAGAGCAAAGAAGAAGAACAAGACUUGGAGCUGCCAUCAGAGGAAGAGGAAGAAAGACUUAAAGGACGUGAAAAUAAGCAGCCACAGAAAAUGUCCCAAGAACCAGAAAUGGCUAAGGAUUGUGAUAGAGUGGAUAUACCUGUGUUUUCAUUACUUCCUCAUGUGCAAAAUUCUGAGCAAAUGUGGAUCGAGCAAGGCAAAUUAGAAUGGAAAAACAAAUUCAAACUCAUUACAAAUGAGUUAAAGCAGAGGCUUGGAGAAACCUUUGAAAAAUACAAAAUUCCGACUUGUCCUGAGGAAGAGCAUCUACUUGAUAACUCUACAAGAGGAACAAAUGUAAAGGACAUUCCCUCUAAUUGGACAAAUAAUAUACCUGGUUGUGAGGAAGAAGGUGCAUCUGAAGUACCUGUUUCUGUGGUAUUCAAGACACUUCCUGAACAAAAGGAACCCAGUCUCAAAAAUGUCUUUCCAUCUCAUGCAUACUCUGGGUCCCUGGAACAUGCUUGCCAGUCAUCAUCUAAGUUUCAUUUACAUAAAAAUCAAUCAGACAGCGACAGUGAUAACAAACCAGGCAUUGAGCAUAUUUGUAGCACAGAUGAGAACUUUUGUAAUGAUGCACACACUAAGAAAGCAAGGAACCCAGAAGUAGUUACAGUUGAAAUGAAAGAAGACCAAGAGUCUGAUUUGCAAAUGACAAAAAAUAUGAACCAAAAUAGUGACAGUUGCAGUACAAAUAACUAUAAAAGCCUGAAACCUGAAUUAGAAAAUCUGAGUUUUUUAUUAUCAGAUUGUGACAGUACAUCAGAAGUAGAUCUACAUGAAGAAUUACAGCAAGACAUGCAAAGGUUUAAGAAUGAGGUAGAUAAGACAGAAGAGCUCCUGGCUUUGAAGAAAGAAAACAUUCCACUUCAGAAAGAGGUUGAAGAAGAAAUGAAGCAGCACACAAGUAAUAACACAGAAUUAUUGGGAAGCCUACCUGAUGGUACUGCUGCUGGCAGUGAUGAUGAUGGACUUAAUCAGCAGUUUCCUAGGAAGGAGAAUGAAGUGCAUGACAGGCCUGAAAAUAAAACACCUACUGAAAAUAACAAGGUCAAAAACCAAAUACAUUCUGGAGCUGACUUUGCUGACUCAAUGCAAUCGUCUGAAACAGCCUCAGAAUGCGAGUUGUCUCACUCUACUUAUGAGAAUUUUUUGUUGCUGAUUGAACAACUUAAAAUGGAGUGUAAAGAUUCUGUUAGCCGAUCAAGAAUCAAGGAUGCAUUUCAUUUAUAUGAACACUUACUGGAACUUAAGAAUAAUGACUGUGAACGACUUAGAGCAGAAAUUAAACAAAUGGGAAAUACGGUUAGUGUACUACAAAAGGAGCUAUCUGAAACAAAAGAGACAAAAUUACAGCUAGAGCAUCAGAAAAUCGAAUGGGAACAAGAGCUGGGCAGUUUGAGACUUGCCUUAAGACAAGAAAAAUAUAAGAAAGAAAAUGCUGAUGUGGUGUGUAAUAAAGUCAGUGAACAGUUAAGAAUAAAAGAAGAGGAAUGUAGGAAAAAGGCUGAAAUGACGCAGCAACUUAAAUGGACUCUGAGAAAACUCAUUAAGGAAUUGAGGAUGGUCGAGCAGCAACGAAACGAUGCCCAGCAGCAACUUUCCGAAGAACAGAAUGCCAGAAUAUUACAAGAUCAGAUUCUGACCAGUGAACAAAAGGAGCCAGAAAUGGCUCAAAAGAAAAUGGAUUCUGAGGUAUUUUCUUUGGCCAUUUUCAAAUAUGUUUUAGUAUGUGAAUAUAUUUUUUAAAAACAACUCUAUGCAACUUGGAAUUCUAAUGGAUUUUUGAAACACACACACACACACACACACACACACACACACACA